Messenger RNA from Camellia sinensis, 1635 nucleotides. NCBI's taxonomy places the organism in Eukaryota, Viridiplantae, Streptophyta, Magnoliopsida, Ericales, Theaceae. The record is from RefSeq and is a predicted model, not a curated record.
CUGGGAGAUUGCCAAAGAACAAUGGAAUAUCAUGGAGAGGGAACUCCGGGCUGCAGGAUGGAUCCACAUUAAGUGACGUUAAAGGAGGACUGGUGGGAGGCUACUACGACGGUGGAGACAAUACCAAGUACCAUUUUCCUAUGUCAUUUGCUAUGACAAUGUUGAGUUGGAGUGUCAUUGAAUACGAGCACAAGUACCGAGCCAUUGGCGAGUACGAUCACACCAGAGACCUCAUCAAAUGGGGCACCGAUUACUUACUCCUUACCUUCAACUCCUCCGCCUCCAAAAUUGACAAGAUUUAUAGCCAGGUUGGGGGUUCUCGAAAUGGUUCUACCACCACCCCUGAUGACCAUUACUGCUGGGAGAGGCCUGAAGACAUGGACUAUCCUCGCCCUGUCCAAACUGCAGUUUCAGGUCCUGACCUCAGCGGCGAAAUGGCUGCUGCUCUUGCAGCCGCCUCCAUAGUGUUUAGGGAUGACAACAGCUACUCGAGCAAGCUGGUGAAAGGUGCGGCAACCGUGUUUGCCUUUGCGAGGGACGGGGGGAAGCGGACUCCCUAUUCCCGAGGGAACCUGUACAUAGAUCCUUACUACAACUCCACGGGAUACUUUGAUGAGUACAUGUGGGGUGCAGCAUGGUUGUAUUACGCCACCGGCAAUAACAGCUAUGUUUCUCUGGCAACCAACCCGGGCUUGCCUCAGAACUCCAAGGCAUUCUUCAUGAUUCCUGACUUGAGCGUGCUGAGUUGGGACAACAAACUACCCGCGGCCAUGCUGUUGCUCACCAGGCUCAGGAUAUUCAUAAACCCAGGCUACCCUUAUGAGGACAUGCUCCGCAGCUAUCAGAACGUCACCAGCCUUACCAUGUGUUCUUAUCUUCAAACAUAUCAUGUCUUCAACUGGACUCGAGGAGGACUGAUCCAACUGAACCAUGGGGGAGGACAGCCUCUACAGUACGUGGCGAAUGCAGCCUUCUUGGCAUCACUAUAUGUUGAUUAUAUGAAUGCAACUGGCGUUCCAGGAUGGUAUUGUGGAACCUCUUUUAUCACCUUGGAUAUUCUCCGCACAUUUGCAACCUCCCAGAUUGAUUAUAUUCUAGGUGCGAAUCCCAUGAACAUGAGCUACGUGGUGGGGUAUGGGAACAAGUACCCGAAACAUGUGAAUCACCGUGGGGCAUCCAUACCUCAUGACAAGAACAAAUACUCUUGCACAGGUGGCUGGAAGUGGCGUGACUCCCGCAACCCCAAUCCUAACACCAUUACAGGAGCCAUGGUUGGAGGCCCUGACCGCUUCGACAGAUUCCAGGAUAUCCGCACCAAUUUCAGCUACACACAGCCUACAAUGGCUGGUAAUGCCGGUUUGGUCGCUGCACUUGUCUCCCUCACUGCCUCUGGUGGCUAUGGCAUUGACAAGAACACCAUGUUUUCAGCAGUUCCACCACUGUACCCCAUGAGCCCACCGCCGCCCCCGCCAUGGAAGCCCUGAAAAUUCAUUCCCAAUGUAUACCACUAGUAGCGUCUUCAUAAAGUUCAUCGUUUUAAAUUUUAUUUUAUUUUUUUUUCUUUUUCGUUUCAAUUAUUUGUACUCUUGAAUCGUACUCUGGAUUUACCUGCUCUCCUGAGCACAUCUCAUUUAC